CCGCUUGUAGUUCUCGUCUGGUGUGUUAGAAUGCACAUAAUGUUUCGACCAGUUAACUCUUUGGCCGCUGUCAGGUGAUACUGAGCACUGGCAAGGUCUGAGAAAGCCAGUUUGUUUCAGGACGUCAUAAUGCCUGAUGACGGCCGGAGAGUUAGCUAGCCGAAACUUUGUGUGUUUAUAACACAUUAGACGAGUACGACAUUCCGGUAACUUAUUCGUAGCUCCGGAAAACGCUUAGUGGGUUUCUGAGAGCCCGCUGUUGGCCGAACGUUACAAUUAUGGCUUUUUUACUAACAAACGUGGGGGGUUGGGAAACCUAAGAUGGUGUAGUGUCAGCCCGUUGGUGAUUUCUGUUACAUGAUAUAUGAACGCUGAGGCUAUCAACAAUUGUAGACAUUGUCUAACGCUUCGCAAACGUCGAUUCAGCUCUAUUUUCAUCACUUAAGACACUUUAAAUAAGCGAAGCGAGGUACAUACGAACGCAGGCGUAUCUGCAAAAGUGCUGCGCUGCAAAAUUAGGCCCAGUAACUUCUAACUUGGGAGAAAGUUGUACUGUUAUUUGCAGCUAUCUGCACCAUUUAUGUGCUAAAAAUUUCGUAAGUUGAGGCAUCUAUCAGCCAUCUAACAUCUGUCGCCCAUCAAAACCACCAUGGUUAGCGGCGACGUCACAGUUCAUUGAGUUUUGGCGGCCAGUUACGAGUGCUUGAAUCAGUUAUCGGAUAGCUAUAAUGAUGUGCAGCAUUUAAUGAUGUGCAUUGCAUGUCUGUGCACAUGCAACAGCUGGAGUGGCCAGAAAACAUUUGAAAGUAAGUGCUCACCUGUUCCGUUGUACAGGCUCUUCAAACCCGAGCGCUUGUGAGCUGUCGGAGCUUUGGAAUUCGUCAUGCUUGUAUUAAUAUCUUGGCAAGCCUCAUUCGUGGAUCAACAGCGCAGUCCAGUUUCGAUGGAGUGUUCCCCAUUUGUUUGUGAUUUUAAUUAAAAAUAGCCAUUCAGAAGAGCAUUCGGUGUAGUUCACAGUCCCGCCCUUCUUAAGACGCAAACCCUUCUGAUUUCUGAGCUAUACGCCCGUCGAGACGAGCGGACUAUUUCGGAGAGACAAUUUGAAGGUCACUCCGACAUCCAUGACAUCAUAAUAACGUCAUACAAAUCCUGCCUUGACAUGGGCCAUGCAGCGAUUAAGGUCAAUAAAAACAUAGUCGUCGAGUUAUUCAUAUCUGGCGUUCAUGAGCAUGAUUUCCAGACGUAGCGGCUGGCAAUGUGAUAUAAGCUUCAGCGCUGUGCAAGCUGCGACGAUGUAAUCGAGCAAGACGUGUUGGGAACAUAUGCACUAAACAGAAAACUGUGCUGUUUAGAGCAGCCUUUUCCAGUAGAAGUAUACUAGAAGAUGUAAGUAAGCUUUUUUCGUAAUGUCUGAUGCUUGCUUCAACAUCUUCAAAUGUGAACUUCCCUUUAAAGCAAGCAAGAUUAUUUUCCCUGAUAAAUUCAGGGAGACAUAGCACUUCAGUGGUAAGCUCCAUCGACGAUGGUUUUGCUUGCAUGUCUCAAAACUCGCGAGAUAUACUUAGUUCUGUCUCCCCUAACCUCUUCCUGGCGCACCGCUGAUGACAUUAACAACGUUUCCGCAGAAUGCUGCCUCCGAAGAUCACAUACAGAACUCUAUGGAGUUUUUCAAAGAGUACAUCCACGCCGGAAAUCAUUCAUCGGAGUUCAACUCCACCGACGUUGACGACAUGAAAAAUUUCCUGUCUUCAAUGGCUAUGAUAACGCCAAGUCACAGAGAAAAAGUGGAAAUGGAAAUACACGGCGAACAAGUCUACGUCAACCCAAUGACCGUCGACGAUCUCGAAUCAGAAUACACGUUUGUGAAUUGGACGGUGUUGCUAUCCGAGGCGCUGUCCGCAAACGUCAGCAGUUCGGACAUUGUAUACGUACCGUUUCCCGGCUACCUGGAUGACCUGGAUAUGAAGAUUGAGCUUCUUCCGGCGCACACCAUACACAACGGCCUACUUUUGAUGUACAGGAUGGACUACCUCAGCGCCAUGGCGGACAUGCUGGCGCCGGCGCCGGCGACGCAGUUGAAGGACAUGUGCCUGGAUCUGACGAAGGACAUGUACCCCGUGCCUGUGGCUGGCAUGUUCGUUCGCGACGCCGGCAGAGGGAGGCUACAGCAGCUCAAGGACGAGGUGUCGGUUCUGCUGAACGACAUCAAGACCGUGCUGACAACGUCAAUAGAACGCAAGGCCGCGGCGGAGCCCUCGCCGGUCUACUCCAUGGCGCUGAGGAAGCUACGGUCUCUGCGCUCGCUUCUGGUCGCUUCGCCGAGCUUCUGGAGCGACGAGUUCAUCGCGCAGAACACGCCCACCCUGCCCAGUUUGGCGCCGGCCGUGGACCAUGACCAGCCGGAUCGGCAUAAGGUGCUCCGGCUAAUACGGGCGAUGCAAGCUGUGAGGAAUUUCUCCAUUCGCAAGUAUCAGGAAGUUGACACAGUUUCGGAGAAUUACAUUUGGAGUCAAGUUUCAGAGCCGUAUGAAUUGAACGCUUUCUACUUUCCCGACGGCAACACAGUAGUCGUGCCGCUGGCGUUCCUCAGCGAGCCGUACUUCUACGACGCUGUACCGCAGUACGUGAAGUACGCCACUCUAGGGCACGUGCUGUCGCAUGAGCUGCUCCAUGGUCUCGGCGUUACGGGCUUUCAGUACGACGACUCGGGUCGGCUACGGCAGCUGACUGAGGCGGAGAGGCGCCAGCUGGCGGAGCUGCGCAGCUGCGUCCGGCACAACUUUGUCAACAACCUCACCAAGAUCGUCCACAUUCAGGACAUCGCUAUAAGCGCGGAGCCGGACGGGGAGCUGACGCUGGACGAGAACCUGUCCGAUCACGACGCGCUGCCGCUGACUUGGCGGGCGUACCAGAGAUGGCACCACCAGCACGGGUCGGAGCCCGCGCUGCCCGGCGUCAACCUGACCCUGCAGCAGACGUUCCUGCUCGCCUGGGGCCAGAUAUAUUGUGCGAAACUAACACAGGGGACAUACAUCGCAUCAGUAGAAACCGACGCUCACUUGAACAAUCCAGAACGAGUGAACGCCAUGAUGCGCCACUGGCCGGAGUUCGCCUCCAGCUUCCACUGCGCCGAAGGCUCGCCAAUGCGGCCGUCUGUUCAGUGCCGCCCUCUCUGGUAGCCGGGCGGGCAGCGCGCGGUUGGUGACGGGGCCUCCAGAGGGCCCGACCGUGCUGGACCAGCCCCUGGCCAGCGAGAGCGUCCCAGCUGGUGACGGGGCCUUCAUAGGGCCCGACCGUGCUGGACCAGCCCCUGCCAGCGAGAGCGUCCCAGCUGGUGACGGGGCCUUCAAAGGGCCCGACCGUGCUGGACCAGCCCCUGCCAGCGAGAGCGUCCCAGCAGGUGACGGGGCCUUCAUAGGGCCCGACCGUGCUGGACCAGCCCCUGGCCAGCGAGAGCGGGCAGUCUGUGAAGUCCGUGGAAGAGAGACGGUGAGAGGAUUUUGCUGAGGAGAAAAAGAAAGAUAAACGUGCAGGCGGGACGGGGAGGGGAUGAAGACAAGGACGGAGAACUGGAAAAAAGAGAUGGGUCAGAUGGGAUGGAGUGAGACUACAGUGAGAUGGAGUGAGAAAGGUAAAGAGCGAAGCACGAAGUGCGAGCAAGAAUGAGAAGAACGGAGCGGGCCAUGGAUGCCCUCGCGAACCGUGCGAUCGUGAACUCUGCAGGCCUCGCUUGCUCCCGCCAGGCGCGGCCGUGCCUCGCGAACGAAGCGACACCGCCGGCGUCUCUGUGCCGAGCGAAUCGAGCCGGGGUCGUGACAAGCUGCACCACAUCACGACGCCGAGCCCAAGUCCACUGCCUCGCCGGGAACCUGCAAUAGCGUGCCGUGCCGCAAGUGCGCCGCCGUCCUCACGCUCUCUGGCGCCCCUAGAACACUCAGUGGUGACUGUGCGACGCUGGGUGGUGACUGUGCAAUAAUGGCCUGUGGUUACGGCGCGCGCGCGGUGAGGGCAUAUCCCCAUGUCCGACAUGUUACGGGUCAUGGCAAACGUCACGGCAAUGUCACGGGCGUACGUAGAAUGGCGCUACGGAGAGGAGGAAGGCGUUGUCUCUAGGUUGUUCUUCGGCAUGUACUGACGUGCCUCGGUGGUAGGUGUCAGCACGUACUGACGUGCCCCGGCGGUGGGCGUCAGCACGUGCUAACGUGCCCCGGCGGUGGGCGUCAGUGAGAGGGCGUCAGCAGCUCGCUGCCUGAUCGUGAUGUUCCGCGCGGCCGGCUGUGCGGUACGUUCGCGUGUCCGGGGACGGACCGUGCCGCCUAAUGGUGAGGGAGCUCAUGCACUGGUCAUCGACAUUUCCAGCCAACCAACGGCAUUCGAGGAUGCGAUUUCUCGGGCCUGAGUGAGCCAAUGGUAAUAGCAACAGUAGCUUAGGAGUGGCGGCGUGGUGCUGGCCUGGGCUAAUCGAAACAGGGUAACGCAGACUGGUAUGUUCGAAAUGAUGAAGUGGCCUGCCUGUACGAGUCAUGUUUUGAUCGGAUGGGCAAUGAACGGCCAUGAUGAGUGACAUAAUGUGUGCUUAAGGUGCACUGACGGGAGUAACUGUGAUUUAACGGGUCAUAUUGUGACCACAUUGGUCAUAGCGUUAACUCUCCUAUACCCACGACCUGUCGGCGCCUUUAGUGAUGUUACAUAAUGUGUUAGAACAGAGAAGGUAUAUGAUGCAGACGUAAUAUAUGGUACAAGCAUAGAACCCAGCACAAGCGUGCGCACACAUUCGGGCUCCUUUGGCAUUGUUCUGCGCUUUGUGCCAUCUCUGUGGCCGAAGGA
Pollicipes pollicipes is the source of this 4827-nucleotide messenger RNA. Its product is annotated as endothelin-converting enzyme-like 1. Gene Ontology annotation, biological process: protein processing. The coding region runs from base 1602 to 3179 and encodes 525 amino acids. The transcript has 12 exons. Lineage: Eukaryota; Metazoa; Arthropoda; Thecostraca; Pollicipedomorpha; Pollicipedidae. Gene Ontology annotation, cellular component: plasma membrane. Gene Ontology annotation, molecular function: metalloendopeptidase activity. The record is from RefSeq and is a predicted model, not a curated record.